Lucilia sericata (common green bottle fly) is the source of this 374-nucleotide messenger RNA. RefSeq names its product male accessory gland serine protease inhibitor-like. The transcript has 2 exons. The record is from RefSeq and is a predicted model, not a curated record. NCBI's taxonomy places the organism in Eukaryota, Metazoa, Arthropoda, Insecta, Diptera, Calliphoridae. The coding region runs from base 51 to 308 and encodes 85 amino acids. Gene Ontology annotation, molecular function: serine-type endopeptidase inhibitor activity.
ACUUUAUUAAACUUUUUAAAUCAGGUUGCUAAAGUCUACUUUAAAUUAACAUGAAAUUAAUACUAAUUUUGUCUAUACUCGUAAUUGCCUUGGUAUCUUGCACCUCGGCUUGUCGUGGCAGUCCACGUAAUCCUUCUUGUAUAGGUGAACGUAAUAAUGGUCGUAGUUGUCGCGGCUGUAGAAGAAGUAUGAUGUGGUGGUAUGACCCGCGUACUAACCAAUGUCGAGGUCUGCCCUAUUUGGGUUCAGGUGGUAAUAACAAUCGAUGGUGUUCCCGGCUAAUUUGUGAACAGAGGUGUCGCCGUUAAAUAUACGAAAUGCCCUCAACAUAAAAAUGAUUUCCAAAUAAAAAGCUUUCCUAAUAAUACCUAAAA